This is a messenger RNA of Sinocyclocheilus grahami, 2237 nucleotides long. RefSeq lists its product as uncharacterized. NCBI's taxonomy places the organism in Eukaryota, Metazoa, Chordata, Actinopteri, Cypriniformes, Cyprinidae. The transcript is spliced from 19 exons. The record is from RefSeq and is a predicted model, not a curated record. Bases 91 to 1713 code for a protein of 540 amino acids.
UAAAGAGUUAAUUAAGAGUCACGUGAACCAGCUUAAACAAAGCGCCAAACUUUGAACGCGAGCGGUCGCUGACGGUUCAUUCGAUAAAUCAUGACGGAGCACGACAUACCUAUAAUCAUUUUGAGCGAUGAUGAUGAUGAUGAAGAAGGUGACUUCUGGAUGACCCACAAUGAUUCCUCUGUGCUGAUCGUUGAAAACGAGAGGAACGAAGCAGAUGUAUCAAAACAUAUUGAGGAGUUGGAUGAAGAUUUGAUCAUCACAUACACCCAAACUGCAACAGUGCUUCCACACGCAAGAUACGACUGCACCCUUGCAUUCUGUCGAGCAGAGCAGGACGUUUCAGGACCUCUACAAGAUAAUGGAAAGCACUGUGAUCAGUGUUUCUGCUAUAUCUGUGACAAACUGGCGUCCAUGUUCAUCUUCAUCCACACUGGUAUUCCACAAUAUGCUUACCUUACGUACUCCUUCUACCAGAAGCUUCCGCUGCCUUCAAACUGCACAUUGCCAAAAAUUCUGAGUGUGCUUCCUUGGGAUGAUCCCUUGCUCUCUGCUGUGAUGAAAGGUCAAAACAUCACUGGAGAGAGGCAGGGCAAAGGUCGGAAGCAUAAAGUCUUGUGUGAACCUCUGGUCGUGAUUCAAGCGAGAGUCUGUAAACUUCAACAGCAAAACAAAUACCGUGAGCUGGCUCGCUAUCUCAAAGUUGUCAAAAGCAUCAAUAAUCCCAUGCUGCAGAGAAUGAAAGACUUGGUUCCCCUCUACCUGUGUAAGGAUGGUGACUACACUGGUGCAGUCUGCCAUAUGUUAUCACCAAUGCCCGGUGCCAUGUGCCUCGCCUCCCGUCUCGCACCUCAACAGUUCAGAUCUUAUCUCAGAAUUCUCACGUCAGGCCACGCCCCUGAUGUAACACAAGAAUUUGAUACAAGAAAUGGCCAUAUGGUCAUACCUGAUCCUUUACGGAGCACUAAGUGGUCACCCAUCGAAGGUUCAAAUUCAUUCAAGAUGAUGGAGGUACUGAAGUUUGCACUGAGGGUUCUGGACUGUAACAGCAUUGUUUUUGCUGAUCCAGAAACGUGGGUUUAUCUCCUCAGCGUUGUCAGUUCCAGUUUUACUACUCCAGAUGGUGUUCCUGUUGGUGCAUUCUAUGCCGAGCCUGACGUCACGUAUCAAACGGGGACCAGAGAUGCUGCCAGUGCAAUUCUUGAGGAGCUGACAAUGACUUCCCGUAUACAGAUCCCCAAAACCUUUGAAAGUGGAUAUCCUGACCAGGCUAGACUACUGUUGGCCACUCAGGCUUUGGUUCUGCGCAUUUUCCACUCACAGCUCAGACCCAUCCUCAACGUCAUCAUAUCUUUCAGGUUCAACCGCUGGGCGCUCCGUUGGUUCUUCUACAGUCUGCUGGUGAGGCCAGAAGUGCUGCACUACCUCCUUUGCUGUCUUCUGGAGGAACUGUCUAAUGAGCGAUACCAACUCCUACAGAGAAAAUGGACUGAAACCGAACAUUCCCUGGUUGCGUACUUCCUCUGCAUGUACUUCUGGGAAAACAGCAUUGUCCUGGACCUGAACACCUAUCCUACCAAUAGCCUGCUUGCCACUUGGAAUGAAUCACACAACCCUUGGCAACUAAGCUUGAAACUGUAUCUUGAAUGCAAUGUGGCCAAACUUACUCCAGAAAAACGUAAAAUCCUGCAUCUAAUCCAGCAGCAAGCAAAAUAAGUCUGACCAGCAUCCCGUUUUAAAAACAAAUGGUUUUAAUGUACAUACAGAGUGGAUUUAAUGUUUUCAAAGAUUAUAAGUGUCAGAUCAGAUUUUUUUUCCCCGUUGUCCAGACUUUUGUUUUCCUCGUCUGGGAAUUUACCAGUAUUUUGCAACAUUAUGUGCAGUUACAGGACUAUGAUCAAUAUCUGGAGGAUGUUAAAUACAGUUAUAUUCCGCAACAGAACAAUAUACAAUUCUUUGUCAUUUAUUUACAUUACGGCUGAUGUUCAAAGUUUCAAAUGCAACACUGAUAUGAAGCUGUUCAAUUUUGCUUUGUUGUAGAUCAUUUAAGGUUGUAAACUGAUAUUUCUCUGGAAUCUUUGCAUGAGAUUAGACCACAGUAUUACUGUAAUUAUUCACUUCAACUUCCUUUGUCAACAAAAUAUCAAAGCAUGCAGAAAGUGUAAAUAUACUGUUAUUGCUGGGCAAAAGCACAUUUUCAUUUGAAGGCAAUAAAAUCUAUGCAUAACUACGGUACGGUA